AAUAAAGGUAAUGAUUAAUCUAUCAGGUACAAAAAGGAUCGUUUUAGAGAUUUCAGGUUCUAACUCACUAAUUCAAACAAACAGCAAUGCACAGUCAAUGACAGUUUCACCACAAGAGGAUUAAGUCACAGCCUCUAAUUAAGACAGCAUUUGUACAAUUCGUACAGUCAGAGAAUCACACCAGACCAGACAUCUGCAGGAAUCUGUGACCAGUUGUCAAAACUUCCAUUUUCAUGUGUGAGUGAAGGCGGGAACCAGAACAAGCAGGUAUUGGAAAGGUGGUCUUUGGAGAGACUCCAAGAUGCAGCCUGAGAAGGAACCGAAGGGGAAAAGCUUCAAGAACAGACUGGUCUUGAAGAGCAGCUUAGGUAAAGAAAUACUUGCUGAGGUCCUGGGAACGUUUAUAAUGAUCGUCCUUGGAUGUGGCUGUCUUGCCCAAGCUGUCCUCAGUCGAGGACUUUUUGGAGGAAUUGUCACUAUUAAUGUUGGAUUUGCAAUGGCAGUUGUAAUGGCCAUUUAUGUGGCUGGAGGUAUCUCUGGUGGCCACAUCAACCCAGCUGUGACAUUUGCAAUGUGUCUUUAUGGACGGAUGAAAUGGUUCAAAUUGCCAUUUUAUGUGGGAGCCCAGUUCUUGGGAGCCUUUCUGGGGGCUGCAGCCCUCUUUGGCAUUUACUAUGAUGGGCUUAUGCACUUUACUGGUGGAAAAUUGCUCAUCGAGGGAGAAAAUGCAACAGCACACAUUUUUGCAACAUACCCAGCUCCAUAUCUUUCUCUGAUGAAUGCAUUUGCUGACCAAGUGGUGUCCACCACGUUUCUCAUCUUGGUUGUCUUUGCCAUUUUUGACUCCAGAAACUUGGGAGUCCCCAAAGGCCUGGAGCCCAUUGCCGUUGGCCUCCUGGUUUUUGUCCUUUCUUCCUCUUUGGGACUGAACAGUGGCUGUGCCAUGAACCCAGCUCGAGACCUGAGUCCCAGACUUUUCACUGCUUUGGCAGGAUGGGGGUUUAAGGUCUUCACAGCUGGAAAUAACUUCUGGUGGAUUCCUGUAGUGGGCCCUUUGGUUGGUGCUGCCAUUGGAGGCUUCAUCUAUAUUCUUGUCAUUGAAAUCCACCACCCGGGCCCUGACCCAGACUUCAAGGCAGAACCAUCAGAGGACAAACCAGAGAAACAUGAACUUAGUGUUGUAAUGUAGUGGCAUGCUCAGUUCUGUGUUCUCAACUGGCUGAGCGGGUAUUCUCUUCAAGAAAGAUGACAUACAGGUGUAUGUAAGACUGGGGUGGAAUCCACCCAGUUUUCUCUGCUACCCACGUGGGACACCUUAUUGGAAACACAUCCCAGUGAAGGUUUGGAAACACUGACCUCUUCUCUACCAGUUUCUUCACAGAAUAGAACUGACUGUCCCCUGAAACAGCCUUAUUUCCUGCCUUGUUUAUUUCAUCCUUGAUGGGAAUCCUUAUUACUAGGUGAGACCUAACAACUUGGAAUCUUGGCAAUGGCCUUAUUUGAAUGCUCUUGGCUGCGUUAUCUGUGUGAAAUACUCAUAGUGUUACCAAAAGUAUCCUCUUCAAUAUCUACCAAGAUUACAUUCUGAGUGUCAACCAAAACCUAAACUGAAAGAUGAAACAGUGGUUUCAGUUACUGUAUCCAUGAAUUAGGGAGCUGAUGGGUUAACUCUCUCAUUAUGUUAUGUUACCGCAUUUAUAUAAAUAUUGAUAUUCUUUAAAUCUAGGGAUGUAGUAAGCAGUCGAAUACAGUAUGGAAUCACAGGGGAAGGACAUCGUGGCAUUCAGAAACCUCAGGAGAAAAGAUAAAUUUAGGAAACCCAAAGGAACUUUUUAAUGGAAACCAUUUAUCAGAUUAAUCUCUCACUCUUCUGCAUUUUAGAGGGCACCAAUUAAUUUCCUGGUCUUCAGUAUAUAAUAACCUAAAAUACAAUUGUAACCUCAGUCAUGAAAAAUACAUCACUCUGUCUUUUUAGCACAAAUGUAUUUUCCUAAUUGCCCAUUUGAGGACAGACAUUUGACAAGUUAAGUCAAUGCCCGAACUCAUCCAUUAUUCUAUGCAUGCCCUAGAAGCCAAAAAUGAAAGCUGUUGGAUCCUGGUCUAGAAAAAUCUUCAAGGUGGAAGGUCCCUAGAAAGACUAUAUUCCCUUAUUGGGCUUUGCAAUUCACAAAGCACUUUCACACGCAUUAUCUAAAUUAAUCUUCAUAAUGACUGUCUGAAGCAAAUACCGUGCUGCCCAUUUUUCAGGUAAAGAAACAAAAUCUUAGGAAAGUCAAAUGUUUCCAAGGUUGCGUGGAAAGUUGACCAUCAUCUAAUACACCUCUUCACCUUUCAGAAGAUAAAUAACUGCCUGAGAAUCUUUGCCAACCUUUCUGGGCUGGCCAGAAAAAGUGGAAUUGGCAGCUGCCAGAACAUAUAUAUGCCUCCUGGACAUGAUGCUCCUGGAUCUUCAGAUAGAAAGUCCACCAUUGUCUGAUUUUAUUCCCACUAUUUUGAAGCAUUAUCAAAGGAAAGAGGUAACAAUUUGACAAUAGCUUUCACCUGCUGACAAACAUCAUCAGAAGGCCUCUCUUCCUAAGCCACCCUUGGUCUUGCUAAGUCUUGAUCUUCCUUCUCUGCCAACCUCAAACACAUUCAGGGAAUUUCCUCUUCCUUAGACUCUGCUUUGUGCAUUUCUCUAAUUGACGUUACUUUCCACGAAGGAGUCUCUGUGAGUUACAAGCACCAGGGGAAGUGUUCUACAUCAAAAGAUGCACCUUCAGUCAAACUGGUAAAAAGCCCAGCAUUUCCAGAGGCAUCCAGUUUCCUUACUGCUUUAUGAUAAUAACAGCAACAAAAAAGUAAAUGGGAAAUGUCUCUGGUAGCCCACAUUCUACAACCUAUGGACACAUGGAAUUUUUUUCUUGUUCUGAACCUACCUGGAUAUUUCCUACUUGAAAUAAAGUUGGUGGGUGGUU
Galeopterus variegatus (Sunda flying lemur) is the source of this 2957-nucleotide messenger RNA. RefSeq names its product aquaporin 9 (gene AQP9). Bases 302 to 1189 code for a protein of 295 amino acids. Gene Ontology annotation, cellular component: plasma membrane; basolateral plasma membrane. NCBI's taxonomy places the organism in Eukaryota, Metazoa, Chordata, Mammalia, Dermoptera, Cynocephalidae. Gene Ontology annotation, molecular function: urea transmembrane transporter activity; water channel activity; glycerol channel activity. Gene Ontology annotation, biological process: water transport; glycerol transmembrane transport. The transcript is spliced from 6 exons. The record is from RefSeq and is a predicted model, not a curated record.